Molecule: messenger RNA, 1940 nt
Organism: Chinchilla lanigera (long-tailed chinchilla)
Lineage: Eukaryota; Metazoa; Chordata; Mammalia; Rodentia; Chinchillidae
Gene: Crhr1
Product: corticotropin releasing hormone receptor 1
Exons: 10
Coding region: 263-985 (240 amino acids)
Biological process (GO): adenylate cyclase-activating G protein-coupled receptor signaling pathway; cell surface receptor signaling pathway
Cellular component (GO): neuron projection; plasma membrane
Molecular function (GO): corticotrophin-releasing factor receptor activity; corticotropin-releasing hormone binding; corticotropin-releasing hormone receptor activity
Source: RefSeq, a predicted model, not a curated record
GGGGACAGACAGUUUGGCUUUGGCAUCUGCUGCCGACGUUUCCAGGCUGUGUGACCUUGAGCAGAAAAAGAGCAAAGUGCACUACCAGAUCGCCGUCAUCAUCAACUACUUGGGCCACUGCAUCUCCCUGGUGGCCCUCCUGGUGGCCUUCGUCCUCUUUCUGCGGCUCAGGAGCAUCCGGUGCCUGAGAAACGUCAUCCACUGGAACCUCAUCUCGGCCUUCAUCCUGCGCAAUGCCACGUGGUUCGUGGUCCAGCGCACCAUGAGCCCCGCGGUCCACCAGAGCAAUGUGGGCUGGUGCAGACUGGUGACAGCCGCCUAUAACUACUUCCACGUGACCAACUUCUUCUGGAUGUUCGGGGAGGGCUGCUACCUGCACACGGCCAUCGUGCUCACCUACUCCACCGACCGGCUGCGCAAGUGGAUGUUCAUCUGCAUCGGCUGGGGUGUGCCUUUCCCCAUCAUUGUAGCCUGGGCCAUCGGGAAGAUGUACUACGACAACGAGAAGUGCUGGUUUGGCAAAAGGCCUGGAGUGUAUACCGACUACAUCUACCAGGGCCCCAUGAUCUUGGUCCUGCUGAUCAACUUUAUCUUCCUUUUCAACAUCGUCCGUAUUCUCAUGACCAAACUCCGGGCAUCCACCACAUCUGAGACCAUUCAGUACAGGAAGGCUGUGAAGGCCACUCUGGUGCUGCUGCCUCUCCUGGGCAUCACCUACAUGCUGUUCUUCGUCAACCCGGGGGAGGACGAGGUCUCCCGGGUGGUCUUCAUCUACUUCAAUUCCUUCCUAGAAUCCUUCCAGGGUUUCUUCGUUUCUGUGUUCUACUGUUUCCUCAACAGCGAGGUCCGCUCUGCUAUCCGGAAGAGAUGGCACCGAUGGCAAGACAACCACUCCAUCCGUGCCCGGGUGGCCCGUGCCAUGUCCAUCCCCACCUCCCCGACCCGGGUCAGCUUGCACAGCAUCAAGCAGUCUACAGGUGUCUGAGCUACCGGCCUUGAAAAGCAGCCCCCGAGUUCUGUGGCCGUGCAGACGACGGCCAGGCUCACCAGCCACCUCGUGUGUGGAGGCAGCCAGCGCCUUUUCCCCAGGAGCAGCAGCCCUGAAGGUCUAGGAGGCCCCGCUCCCAGGCCAGCAGGACUGCUAUGCUCAGGAUUGCUCAGUAGCCCACAGGGCUGGGCUGGUCCUCCCUGGAGAAUGGAGAUGGGAAUGGGUAUGGGAUGGACGUGGACAGCUGGACUACCCACAGCAGCACCCCGGCCCCCUUAGUGCUGUUUUCUCAAAGAGCACGGAGGCCUGGGGGCCCGUGCAGCUGUAGGGAGGUGACUCACUGCCCCAGGGCAUCAUGGGAAACUUGUGACGGCAUCCAUCCACCAUGAUGCCCCCGGCCUUAGCGAUGCCUGUGUACACCACUGGGAAGCAAGGCCACAGAGUCCAGGAGGGGCCCUGGAGAUAGCAGGUGACGUCGUCAGAUAUCUGACCACUCCCAAGUCACCAGAGCUCAUUGGCACCGUGGCACUGCCACCACAAAUGCCCUGCCUUGCUGCCUUGCACCCAUGGAUGUUUACUACCCUGUAGGUCACCCCAGCUUCCCCCCCACGUACCCACCAACCUAAGUCCCACCACCUUCUGCCUCUGGGUGUCUCCCCACUUGGGCACGGCAGGGGUACAAGAAUGUGCCCCCACCAGGCCAGCCUCCCUGGAGGAGGACAAAGAACCCCUGGGGCCUGCAGCCUCUGGGCAGGCUCUCAAGCUGAGCAAAGGGAAAGGACCCCUCUCUGCCCCGGUGCCCUGGACAGGGGUCGACUGUCAGUCCCCGCCGGGCCUGCCAUGUGCAGGGGGUUGGGCUGACAGAGUGUGCUUCGGGGUGGGCACUAGGAGGUGGGCGUGUCAGCUGUAAAGGGGAAGAUGAUGUAAAUAAUAAUAUUUAUCUUUUCAACCA